Molecule: messenger RNA, 3851 nt
Organism: Scatophagus argus
Lineage: Eukaryota; Metazoa; Chordata; Actinopteri; Scatophagidae
Gene: mtmr7a
Product: myotubularin related protein 7a
Exons: 14
Coding region: 753-2726 (657 amino acids)
Biological process (GO): dephosphorylation
Molecular function (GO): phosphatase activity
Source: RefSeq, a predicted model, not a curated record
CUCUAGGUUUUUUUGUCUGCCUGCAUUAUCCAGUGUCUGUGAUUAGUUCUAUUUUUUAGAUGUUUACAGAAACUUACAUUUUUUUAAAAUCCAAACCAUUAAAUUACAUUGAUAUAUAAAGUAACAUUAAUGUAAAAAAAAAAAAAAAAAAGAAAUUGGAACCAAAGUAUUGGCUCAGGGUCUGUCCACACCAGGUACGCACAUUCACUGGGCAAAACAGGUGUUAAUUAUCUCUUUAGUUAAUAUUUUACAUUAAGCAUAAAAUAAAUGCUAUUUUCCAUUCUGUUAAAAAACAAAGCUACAAUCACCAGCAUUGGCUUAGCGCAAUUGCUAGCUUAUUUAUAUAUUUUCCACUUAAUUAACCGAUGUAUCUAAUUGUUCAUUUCCCAAAGGGUAAUUUCAAGACUAAUUUUCCUCUUAAUGUGAUUUUAGUGCAUGUACUGAAUAUACUUACAUCUGGCGGUGAAUACAACACAACAUUUUGAUCACUAACCAACCGCUUGCUCAGUAGCAGCCUGAAAUACCCUUUAACACUUUAUACAGGCCACAGCUGGCACUUGGCAGGCUUUAGGACCCAGCGGUGCAAUCCGGUGAAGAUAGCUUCGGCAAUAUAUGGACGGGUUUACCUGCGUGCCACUGACUUAAUCAUUUAAACUAACCUAUAGUAUAUUGUAACACUAUUGUUUCCAUGUCGUACUGUUUGUGACAGGUUCAGUAAUCACACUAAUCUGCUGUUCAUCUGACAUCUGCUGAUGGAGCACAUCCGACUGCCCAAGGUGGAGAAUGUCAAACUGCUUGACAGAGUCUCCCCCAAAAGAAGUAGGGCGGGCACCCUGUACCUGACAGCCACACACACCAUCUUUGUAGAGAACGAGGCUGGAGUGCGCAAUGAAACAUGGGUGCUUCACAGCUUGGUGUGCAGCGUGGAGAAACAAUCUGCCUCAGCUUCAGGAUGCCCUCUAAUCAUUCACUGCAAGAACUUCCAGGUUCUUAAUUUUGUCAUACCUGGAGAGCGGGAGUGCCAUGAUAUUCAUGUGUCCCUCCAGCGUCUCUCCCAGCCAGUGUUGUGCCUUGCAGAGAGUUACGAGGAGCUGUAUUGCUUCUCCUAUAAGCCUAACGUCGAUGUGGAGGAGAGACGACAGGAAUGGGACUUCUUGGACCUCAAGGCUGAUUACAACAGAAUGGGACUCCCAAACUCCCUGUGGAAACUCUCCCCUGUCAACCGACACUACAAGGUGAGUGACACAUACCCCGCGGACCUGUUUGUACCCGAGUCUGCCGCCCCUCCAGUCAUAGUGGGGAGCUCCAAGUUCAGAAGCAGAGGCAGAUUUCCUACGCUGGCAUACUACUCCAAGGAAAAUUAUGCUGCCAUCUGCCGUAGCAGCCAGCCCCUGUCAGGUUUCAGUGCUCGCUGCCUAGAGGAUGAACAGAUGCUUGAGGCCAUCUUGAGAUCCAAUCCCCGCAGCGACUUCAUGUAUGUGGUGGACACCAGGCCUAAGCUGAACGCAAUCGCAAACCGAGCUGCAGGAAAAGGAUAUGAAAACGAAGACAACUACUCCAACAUUAAAUUCCAGUUCAUCGGCAUUGAGAACAUUCAUGUCAUGAGAAACAGCCAGCAGAAAAUGCUAGAAGUGUGUGCGCUGCGUUCCCCCUCCAUGUCUGAAUUCCUGGAAGGUCUGGAGAGCUCAGGCUGGCUGAAGCACAUCAAAGCUGUUUUGGAUGCAGGCAUCUUUAUUGCCAAGGCUAUUGCAGAGGAGGGUGUCAGUGUCCUGGUUCACUGUUCAGACGGUUGGGAUCGCACUGCCCAGGUGUGUUCGGUGGCCUGUGUGCUGCUGGAUCCUUACUACAGGACCAUCAAAGGACUCAUGGUUCUCAUUGAGAGAGACUGGAUUUCAUUCGGACACAAAUUCUCACACAGAUGCAACCACCAGGUCGGAGACCCCAAAGAGGUGUCACCCAUCAUUGAUCAGCUGCUGGAGUGCGUGUGGCAGCUCAUGGAGCAGUUCCCCUGUGUCUUUGAGUUCAACGAGAGGUUCCUCAUCACCAUUCACAGCCACAUCUACUCCUGCCAGUAUGGCAACUUCAUUGGCAACAGCCAGCGGGAGAGGAUAGAACUGAGAGUGCGUGAGAGGACUCAUUCUUUGUGGAGUUAUCUUUGGACGAACCAAGCAGACUAUAUCAAUCCUCUGUACCGGCCUGACCACAGCCAGACACAGGGGCUCCUCCGGCCAUCCACGGCCCCCUACUGCUUUAAGUUUUGGAGAGGGCUGUACAACCGCUUUGACCGAGGGAUGCAUCCUCGACAGUCUACAGACGACUAUCUGAGAGCCAUCCAAGAGGAGACGCAGCAGCUGGAGGAGCAGCUGGCUUCACACAAACAGAAAAUUGCUCAGCUGAAGCAGGAGCAGGGUGGGAAGAAUGUUGCCCAGGUAACAGCCACCUUAGAUAAGAGCCCCACAGCGUGGGCUUGUGGUCACGACCUCGCCCUGGCCAACACCCCUCAGGACUACACCGGUUUCUUCAUCACCAGCAGCCCCUGUCAGCCCAAAGUACCAGAGAGCAGCCUGAUCCUCGUGCCCAAGGACUCGAACCAAUCAUCUGAAACCAGCUUCUCGAACGGCAGCGACCAGGAGUCUGGGAUUGCAGAUCUGAGCUGCCGUUCACCCCUCAGUGAGGACAGCAGCCGAGAUCCAGACUCUGAUGAGGCUGCCUAUUCAGCUGCCUGAGCUGAUGUAGCAUUUGGUGGAAGGUCCACAGGGGCCAACAAACCUUCACAUUCACAAAGUAACCCGGCUAUUGGCCCACUCCAGUUAAAUAUUUUUUAUACGGGUUAUGUACUUGAUUUGCACUUUGUCUGCAUGUGGUGUACCUGUUGCCUCAUACAUGCUAGCUAACAGUUAUUUACUGUCACUGACCACAUUUUACUACUUCUGCAGGUGAGAGAAAUUAAGAUAAUAAUGCACACAGAAAGCUCAAAAAUGGUGAACUGCUUCCAGGGCCUCAGUAACCAGUUUAUUGCUGGAGACAUUUUAAUAAAAAAUCUGUUGACAUUUUAGGUCAGUUUUUCUGAAAGAUGGCAAAAUUACUCAAUUAAUGGGAAAAUCAGGGCAGACGUAAGCAGAUUAAAAAAAGACAACCUGUAGAGAUUUAAAAUAUAAAAAACGAGACUGAACGUAAGUAAUACAAACAACGCUGCUAAUGGCAUUCAGAAUAACUCAUUUUUAUUGUAGUGUUUGCAAAGAAAUAUAUCCUUAAGUCCUGUUUUUCAGUGUUUUGGUAAUUUUGUCUACACCUCGUUUAAAUGAUUUUGCACCUUAUGGUCACUGCUGUUCACAGGCAGCCUGGCUUCAAACGCUGCUAAACGCAGCUCAGCACAGUGACCACAUCUGGGGUCAUGACGCUUUCCUGCAGUCUGGAGCAUAUGAACACAAAUGUACUGCCGCACUGGGCAGCAGAUUCUGCAUUUCAUUUUUAAAUGUUUCUGUCAUCUCAACUGUAAAAUUAGCAUUAAAGCAGCUGACUUUACUAGUGUAGCACAUGUUAGAUGCACUUCAACACUGUAAAUGAACAAUGCAGAGAUUAUCAAGCAAAGCAUGUUAAGAUAUUUUUGUACUAUGACUUUUUUUCUUCUUUUUUGGCAACUGUAAUCCUGUGUGUUGUUUUUAUUUGUAUCAUCAGGUCUAAAUGUCUCGUCAUAAUGAAUUCUGACCUCAUAUGAAACAAAAGUUUUAUAUUGCUGCAUUAAUUUGGUCAGGAGGAGAAAUUUUGAAAAAUGUGUCACACUUAUUUAUUUGCAAAGUUGUGUGAUUUAUGUCAAUUUUCUUUUGAAAUAAAUACAUUAUUGUCAGUCA